Cuscuta europaea is the source of this 2976-nucleotide messenger RNA. NCBI's taxonomy places the organism in Eukaryota, Viridiplantae, Streptophyta, Magnoliopsida, Solanales, Convolvulaceae. The record is from the annotation of a GenBank genome assembly.
GGCCAAGAAAAGUCUAUUACUCCUUUCCCGCAGGACGCAACCACCUUUAGAAUCCAUACUUUUCAUAAUAAAUGUGAAUUAUGAAAAGUGGAUAACAAAUAAAAACUGUAUAACAAUUCCCAGAUAUAAAACCAUCCCCAUCUACUAUCUACUAUAUUAAAUAAAAUAGUAAUAGGAGUUCAGAAUAUAAGAGAAAGGUAAGAUGGCUGGUGAAUCCAUCACCCUUUCUAAAAGAGAAGUGUUCAAGAAGAAAGAGAAGCAAAGAUCAAAAACCCGCAGGUUCCCGAGAGUUAUCGGCUCUAACAAGCCAUCAUCUUCGAAGCCGAGACAAUCACUAUUAAAAUCACGCUUCUGUUGUGGUUAUACCGAUCCAUCCAGCUCAAGUGGUUGCUCAACGCCAGAUGAACAAGGCCUUGUACAACAAAUGCCAGACUUCAUCAUGGCCAGCUCACCAUCAUCCUGUCAUGACAUCAACACAUACAAUGUUCAGUCUGCAGCUCUUGAUCGCCAGGGAAAGGUUUUAGGCGAAACUAAUCCCGUGGAUUGUUUGGAUUCACGAUCAGUGAACCAGGAGAACAAAACCAACAAGAUGAAGAAUUUCCGAAGCACGAAGUCAUUUAGGAGAAAGGGGAGAUCAAGAAUCAUGAAACAGACAAAACCUUUAUUGGAUGAAACAGAAACAACAUCAGAAUCUUCUGCAACUGAUAUAGUAGAGGCUCAAGGGAAGGAAGGAAUUUCUAAGGAAAGUCAUCAUAUCUCUGGAUCUACUAGCUUUGAAGCUAGUUUUCAUUCCCAUGAAAAUAAGGGAUUAUCUGAUCAUAAAUCUUUGGAGAUUCUAAUGAGGACAUCUAGCUUGAGGAAGCCUUCUUUCAGGUGUUCUAAGGUCAAAAUUGCAGAUAAGCCUACUUGCUCUUCCACCAUUAGAAAUUCAAAGUUCCCUAGAAAUCCUUCACUGAAACUGGGGAAAUCUGAAUCAGAUAUACUUCAAGUAUAUAAAGUUUGUCCGUACCACCAUUGUUCUCUUCAUGGGCAUAUUCAAGAUUCAUCAACCUCAUCAAAGCGGCGUGGCAUGGUAAGAAAAUCAACGAAAUUGAAGAAAAACCUAAAGCAGUUAACCGAAACUAACAUGGAUGGAAAUCCUGAUUCUGAAGCUUCCAACAAGAGCCUUCUUCCACCUGACAGUCAGAAAGACAAGCAAAUGAGCAUGUGGAACCUCAUUCGUAGGCACAUGUCUUCAUCUCUUGCUGCAGAAUCCAAAAACGUAGAAAUUUCUGGAUUAAGAGCUGAUUCUUUUGGAGAAGAAACUGCCACUUUGGAUCAGGAUGAAAAGGUUCUUGCUGUUAAACUUGUACGAGAAGCGAUAGAGAGAAUUCUUCUUCCAGAGGUUAGUGACAUUGCACCAGACCAAGAACCAGUCGAAAAGAAUUAUCAUAGUGAAGGUUCUGCAGACAUAAAAAAAGUGGAAAACUACAAUGCACCUUCUGGUUCAGAAGAGAUGAACACCAUAGCUACUGAUAAUUAUGAAGGUCAACAUACAGAGGGAUCAAAAGAAAAGGUUCCAAAUAUAUCUAACAGGAAAGCGCCAAAACAGUGGAGUAAUCUGAAAAAAUGGAUCCUGCUCCAACGCUUUACCAAGGAAUUGGAAAGAGUAAGAAGGCUAAACAAGAGGAAGUCAAGGAAUUUGCAGGUAGAGCCUGGUCUUGAAGCAGAAAAGGUUCAUUUGAGACAUCAAACUGUGGAGGAGAAGAAACGGGCAGAAGAAUGGAUGCUUGAUUAUGCACUUCAGCAAGCAAUGCGUGAACUCGCCCCAACUCAGAAAAGGAAAGUGGAACUACUAGUAAAGGCAUUUGAAACCAUGGUUCCUCUCGAAGGAGUUCAGAGUAUUCAAUUAGCAUUUCCCAAGCUCGAAAGCAACGGCGAAGCAGAUGAUGCCAUUUGCAAGGCUCAGAACCUCAAUAAGGAAGCAUCUACAGAGUCUGUACCAACACAGUCUGUACAACAGCUUCAGGAAUUACAUGGAGGAUAUCCCAAUAAUGAUGCUAGAGGCAAAGCACAGAUGGGAAAUCAAAAUUACAUUGCCAUGUGGCAUAUGGUCUCUCAACAUGUUCUGUCAGGCAUUGCGUCAAACACUAAAAGUGCGCUGCUUGAUGAAACAGAUGAUGAAUCCGAAGGGAGCAUCACUCUGGGAGAAGCAAAAUCCAGACUUCCUUGUGAUGAAGAAAAUCAUGAUCUUGAUUCAAGCUGUCAGAAAAGAAGCUUUAACAGAGAUGACGCCAUCAAACUCGUCAGAGAGGCAGUAAACGAGAUCCUCAUAACACAAAUUCAAGAUGAUACUUUUGACGCAAAUUCGGAUCAAACUCAUAUGAGUUCGGGAGAGAAGAUUUCGGAAGAAAAUGAGUUAGUAGCCAAAGGAAAAGAAUCGGGAACUGAUAAUCUCAUUGAAAAUGAAGAGAUCAGAGAACCAUCACUAGCUAAGAAAGAAGAGGUAGUUGAAGCAAAGCCUGAACUGCAGAAAUCCAAUAAGUGGGGUAAGCUGAAAAAGCUUCUUAUUCUAAAGAGAUCAAUCGUGGCCCUGGAAAAUGCUAGGAAAAUCAAAUUCCAGGAACCACUACAUCUGUCACUGAUGCCUAAUCCAGAACCAGAAAGGGUUGAUCUAAGGCAUCAGAUAAUGAAUGAGAGGAAAAAGGCCCAACAAUGGAUGCUUGAUUAUGCAGUGCAGCAUAUUGUGACUUCACUCACUCCUGCCAGGAAGAGAAGGGUGGCAAUGCUAGUGGAAGCUUUUGAAGCUGUUGUUCCAUUUCCAGAUAAUCUAAGCAAAUAAUAAAAUAUCAACAAUUAUGGAAUUCAUAUCUUAGUUUUGAGGCUUUAAGUGAAAUUGUGAAAGCAAAUACUACAGGAAUUCUUACUUAUGGUAUUGAUUGUUUUGUUGGUUUGAACAGAUUGCAUAUCAUUUUAUUUUUUAAUUUUCAAUUACUC